AUCUUAACCGUCUCCACCGCCUAACCAAACCAACCCGGCCUGAAAAAAACAGUGAAACCAGUGACUAUUUAACAGACACCACUUAUUCCUCCUCCGUGACUAUUGCGCAUGCGUCGUAGCAAGAAUCUCGGAAGCAGCACAGCGGCGCUCACACAGCCUGACUGCCUGACCGACGCUGAAUGAGAACACACUGAUUUCGACUUGAAAAUGAUGAAAUUUCUGCCCAAACUUCUGUUGCUGGUGUUGUUAGCCUUCCCGGCGACUCUCCUUAUCAAAGAGCCGGCGGUAGGUGCCCAGGAUUUGACUGAGGAUGAAGAGGCUGAGGCUGUGGAUGAAGAUGUUGUGGAAGAUGUGAAUGAGGAGGAUGAUGAGGCAGAAGUGGAAGAUGAUGAAAACGCAGAAUUGACAGAGGAGAAAGAAGAUGAAGAGGAGGAAGCGUUGGUCGGAGAGGUGAAGGCUUCCCCGAACGCUGACACCACCAUCCUGUUUGUCAAAGGAGAAGACUUCCCAGCCAACAACAUCGUCAAGUUCCUGCUCGGCUUCACCAACAAAGGCUCCGAGAACUUCAUUGUUGAGUCUCUGGAUGCUUCUUUCCGUUACCCACAGGAUUACCAGUUCUACAUCCAGAACUUCACCGCUCUCCAGCUUGGCACCGUGGUUCCUCCCAGCAGACAGGCCACCUUCGAGUACUCCUUCAUUCCCGCAGAGCCGAUGGGUGGGCGGCCGUUCGGACUCGUCAUCAACCUCAACUACAAGGACAGCAGUGGAAAUAUUUUCCAGGAUGCUGUGUUCAACCAGACCGUCACCAUCACUGAGAAAGAGGACGGGCUGGAUGGAGAGACGAUCUUCAUGUACGUCUUCCUGUCAGGCCUCGGGCUGCUUGUGAUUGUAGGCCUUCACCAGCUGCUGGAGUCCAGAAAGAGGAGGCGCCCGGCUCCAAAGGUGGAAACGGGAACGUCGAGCCACAACGACGUCGACCUGAGCUGGAUCCCCGCGGAAACGCUGAACCAGAUCAUGCAGAGUCGCAGAGACAAAGCAUCUCCAAAAAGAUCUCCUCGCAAAAGGAACCAGAAACGCUCGGCUGGCUCCGACGAGUGACGUCGCUCCCACAAAAUUUCACCCACCCGUGGAGGAGGAGGUGGAGGAGGAGGCGGGCUGAGACCUCCACCCUGAGCGCGCUCUGCCCUCUGCUGAGGAACUUUAACCAGUGCCAAGCACAGCAACAGCUGGCUCAGCUUAAAAACUGUUGAAUACACAUGUGCACACACAACAUGACGCAGCCCCCCUUUGUUUAACGAUUAGUUUUUGUGACACUGUCGCAGAGAGAAGUGGGAUCAUCAUCAAACAGGCAUGCUGGGACAUUUUUCUCUGAAGGUUGAUGGGUUUUCUUCAAAGAUCAUGUUUGUUUUUAAGCCUUAGUAAUACAACUGAUGACAUCAUCAUUGUGAGACAGUGUUGAUUGUUUUGUUUGAUUACCUCCCACACCGACGCAGGGCUGAAACAAACCGGGGAUUUUUUUUUCUCACUAAAAACAGCGGUUAGUUGCAGCCCUGCUCUGAUGGAGCUCCAGUAACAGAAGCAGUUCGUUUUCCAGUAUUUUUGUUUGUCUGCACAUUUUUGAUUUUGUAGGUAAAUGCGCUUCCUCUGCUCUGUUCCUGUUUCCUUUAUUCACACGUCACUCGUUUCCCUUCCACAGACGCUGACAGGUUAUUUGGUCUGAUCCUCUCAGCUGUCGGUGCCGUCCUUCUUUAAACUGUAGCGACUUUUUGAGUGUUUGUCUUUAUUUAGUGGAGAAGAUCAAAAACAGUAAAAUAUAGUUUAAAUCCACACAGAAAAGGGCUGCAGGAAUUCCGAUGGAUGACAGGAGUGUGAAGAUGCUGUUAUCCUGCUGAUGAAGGGUGAGAAAUGAGCUCAGCCACUCAUGAAUUUCUUAUUGUUGCUGCUGAAUAAUUUGACUCUGACAGCAAGUUCAAGAAAAAAAGCUCAAUUUGAUUUUAGUUUCCAAAAAUAUAAUAAUCUGUAGUGGCAGCCUGAAGGAGAAACAUGCAUGAAAGCCACUGUUUUUGUUUUGAUGUAAUGAGAUAAAAUUAAUGUCAGGCAUUAAAAUAUCUGCAUCAUAACGUUUCAUCAGGUCUGUGAGUGGGAAAUGAGUGUGUGUGAUCCUGUGGGCUCUCCCUGUCAGGUGAUUGGGUUUCAUCAGCACUGUCACGCUCAGAUGAUAACGGGUAAAGACUCCUCAUAACGAGCUGAACGGUUCGGGUUUCUCUCCACGUGUGCCUGUUUUUCUACCUUUUCCGUUUGUACGUUUUUAUUCACUUCUGGCCUCUCCUCGAGCGGCCUGCGCAGAUGGGAAAAUAAUUUGCCCCAUAGUGAAAAAUGUUGAAGCACUGGUGUAAAUACUGGCUGAUUUAUGCUGACCUGAGAGCAAAAUGACCGAGCUAAUUUAUUCAAAGAUAGGGCUGAAA
This is a messenger RNA of Archocentrus centrarchus (flier cichlid), 2465 nucleotides long. RefSeq names its product signal sequence receptor, alpha (gene ssr1). The transcript has 10 exons. NCBI's taxonomy places the organism in Eukaryota, Metazoa, Chordata, Actinopteri, Cichliformes, Cichlidae. Gene Ontology annotation, cellular component: endoplasmic reticulum membrane; endoplasmic reticulum. The coding region runs from base 208 to 1098 and encodes 296 amino acids. The record is from RefSeq and is a predicted model, not a curated record.